CGUGCGGAUAACGGAAAUUAGUAAACUAGCAGACGACUUGGCGACAUUUGAAGUACCGCGUGGUGCCUUGUUUGCCCACGGAACAGUGUUCUUGAGGGAUUUUGACAGUUCGUCAUGGAUCACGGCCAAUUUAGCGAUGCUGAAAGUGACGAAGGGGUAACUCCUCCCAUCCUGUCAUUAAAGGCGGACAAGCAGCUGCAGACUCGGACUGAAGAGACGGCACAGCAUCUGUCGACUCUUUCUCUUAAAAGCAGCAAUGUGGAACCACAAAUUAAUGGAUUAAGUUCUGAAAACCCUGCUGUUACGAAUGAAGUGGUGCAAACUGAUCUGUACUCAGAGGAAGAGGAAUUUGAAGAUCCAGAGGAAUAUGACGAUGAUGAUGAUGAUGACGAUCUUUACGAUUGGGGGUCUGGUCAAGCUGCUUAUGGUGUCAGCAGUGGUGUGAAGCAGUCACACCUAAAUCAUCAGUCUCAUCUAAAUCAACAGUCUCAGUCAAAGCGAGUUUCUGAUUUCCAACCGCAAGAAAAGCUUUUUAAACGUUUUCUGAAUAAAAUAAAUGUUGAAAAGUAUGAAGGCCCAUCUCUUCCAAAUCAUGCUGCCAACAAACUUAUCGAAAAUACUAGAAAGGCAGAUGCAGGGAGAAUAAGAACCAAAGAUAAGCAAGAUCGAGCUACAGCAGAGCAAGUUAUGGAUCCAAGAACCCGCAUGAUAUUAUUUAAACUACUCAACCGUGGAAUUGUGCUUGAAAUUAAUGGGUGCAUAUCAACAGGAAAAGAGGCAAAUGUUUACCAUGCUACUGGUAAAGAUGGGAAGAAUCUUGCAAUAAAAAUUUAUAAAACAUCUAUUCUUGUAUUCAAAGAUCGUGAUAAAUAUGUCAGUGGGGAAUUUAGGUUUCGCAACGGGUAUUGCCGAAGCAACCCUCGUAAGAUGGUGAGAACUUGGGCUGAGAAAGAGAUGAGGAACUUAGUGCGAAUGCAUACAGCUAAUCUUCCUGUACCGGAACCCAUAUUACUUCGGGGUCAUGUCUUGGUGAUGGAUUUCAUUGGGCAUGAGGGAUGGGCAGCUCCCAAACUGAAGGAUGCAGAACUAUCUAACUCCAGGGCAUGUAAACUUUAUCGAGAUUGUGUUGUUAUGAUGUGGACAAUGUUUAACAAGUGUCGCUUGGUUCAUGCUGAUCUCAGUGAAUUUAAUUUACUGUACCAUGAAGGCAUGGUAUAUGUCAUUGAUGUGUCCCAAUCAGUUGAGCAUGACCACCCUCGUGCUGCAGAUUUUCUUAGAAAAGAUUGCUCAAAUAUUACUGACUUUUUCAAGAAACAAGGAGUUGCGACCAUGUUAGUGAAAGAGCUAUUUGAUUUUAUCACUGACCCCACGGUGACUGAAGCAAACAUGGAGGCAUAUCUAGACAGAGUUUCAGCUCAGGCUGCAGAAAGAGGAGAUGAGUUGACAGCAGAAGAACAAGUAAAGGAAGAAGUUUUCAAGAACGUAUACAUUCCUCGUAGACUUGAAGAAGUAGCUCAUGUUGAACGUGAUAUACUUCAAGCUAAGGAGGGUAAAGGCGACAAUUUAGUCUACAAAACCAUAGUUGGUUUGACAGACAACCUCAGUGCUGCACAGAAACCAUCAAUAUUGGUCAAUGGCAAGGAAGGUGAGGAAGGUUCUAGUGAUGAGUCUGGGAGCGAUGAAGAUGAUAAUGAAGGCGAAGAAAGAGUUUCAAAAUUCAAAAAUGAAGCCAGGCCUAGAAAUGAAUCUCCAGAAAGUAAAAAGGCAAGGCAAAAGGCAGCAAAAGAAAAGCAAGCUGAAGCAAGGAAAACUAAAAUCAAGAAACACAUCAAGAAGAGGAAAGAAAAAGCCAACAAGAAGUGAACCCCUCCAAAAUGUGAUAAUAAGUUUACAAUAAUAACAAUAUGGUAAUAAUCUAAAGUAAAUUUAGAGUGCAGUGUGAUUUUAUGACGGUAACAAAACAUUUCAUUUCCUGUAGUCUCCCCUACUUGCUGGCUGGGUUGAGUAGUUAAAUUAUAUAUACAUCAAUAAAUGAAUUUCAGAGGAUGGA
Molecule: messenger RNA, 2050 nt
Organism: Thrips palmi
Lineage: Eukaryota; Metazoa; Arthropoda; Insecta; Thysanoptera; Thripidae
Gene: RIOK1
Product: serine/threonine-protein kinase RIO1
Exons: 10
Coding region: 115-1863 (582 amino acids)
Biological process (GO): maturation of SSU-rRNA
Cellular component (GO): cytosol; preribosome, small subunit precursor
Molecular function (GO): protein serine/threonine kinase activity; ATP binding
Source: RefSeq, a predicted model, not a curated record